AUGAUAGUACGGUCAACAUUUUUUAAAUUAAUCACUGCUGGCAUUGUUAUUUGUGGUGUUGUUGUUAUUAUACUUAAUCUUAUUUCUUACCAUCAAAGUGGCCAUGAUUAUAGCUUACUUGACGACAAUAAUGCAUAUGUUAUGUCGAAUCGUGAUGGUGAUGCAUUGAUUCGUAUUAAAGCUGAUGUUCAAUCGAAUAGUAAACCAGCAAUAUUAUAUGCUAAUAAUGGGAAAACUGAUGUACCGGAAGUACGCAUUCGAGCUUAUAUGAUUUCAAUGAAUCAUGAACAGGAACAACAUGUUCUUGUUCGUGAAGCUGGCGAAGGCAAUUUCAAUAUUCUUCUACUUCAUGGUCAAUCAUUUUCUUCGAAAAUAUGGGAGAAAAUUGGUACGUUGCAAUAUUUGGCAAGUUGGGGAUAUCGAGCAUUUGCAAUUGAUCUACCUGGUUAUGGAAAUAGCUCAUUACCUGUUAUUCAAGAAGCAGCAGCUGCUCAAUGGUUGAUACGACUUAUACGUACGCUUCGUCUUUCAAACUUUGUUAUUAUCAGUCCAUCUAUGAGUGGUCGUUUUGUAUUACCUUAUGUUAUUCAAUCUAAUACUAAACAUCAAUCUAUAAUUGGUUUUGUUCCAAUUGCUCCAGCCGGAACAAAAAAAUUCGAUGCAAAAGAUUAUCAACAAGUUCAAAUUCCAACCUUGAUUGUACACGGUGAAAAUGAUACAGACUUCCAAUAUGCAAUCAACACUCUGAAAUUAAUUCCAUCUAAUGAAGUAUUGACGAUUAAAAAUGCUUCACAUGCUUGUUAUGUUCAACAGCCACCACAGUUUCACAAUGGUCUCCGACAAUUUCUCUAUACUAUUUAUCGUCCAAUUUAUAUUGAACAAUAUAAAUCACGUGCAGCAUCAUUAACUAAUUCUAAUUCUUCAUUAUUAUUAGAAAAAUCAGAUGAUCAUGGCAGAAAUACUAAAUUAAAAAAAGAAUCCAAUAAUCGAACAAUAAGUGAAAAACACACGCACGUUCAUUAA
Molecule: messenger RNA, 1023 nt
Organism: Rotaria socialis
Lineage: Eukaryota; Metazoa; Rotifera; Eurotatoria; Philodinida; Philodinidae
Source: the annotation of a GenBank genome assembly